Molecule: messenger RNA, 3351 nt
Organism: Cynoglossus semilaevis (tongue sole)
Lineage: Eukaryota; Metazoa; Chordata; Actinopteri; Pleuronectiformes; Cynoglossidae
Gene: slc7a8a
Product: solute carrier family 7 member 8a
Exons: 11
Coding region: 742-2340 (532 amino acids)
Biological process (GO): neutral amino acid transport; amino acid transmembrane transport
Cellular component (GO): membrane
Molecular function (GO): L-amino acid transmembrane transporter activity; neutral L-amino acid transmembrane transporter activity
Source: RefSeq, a predicted model, not a curated record
GCGUUUAUUAAGCAGAACGUGUUGACGUUUACUCCAACCUGCUGUUGUCCAAGCUCAGGGGCUCAGCUGUGAUGUCCGUGAGGAGAACCUGAACGACUUCACUCACUUUGUUCUCCUCCACUUUUAUUCCACUUUGCGUCUGCAUUUGGAGCAGGUCUUUGGCAAAGGGAGGAUGUUUGUGUGUAUUCAGCACACACCUGGAACAAAGAAACUCUGACCUUUUUUUAAAUUUUGCAUUAAUUUCUUUUUCAUUGUUUUCCCCUCAUAUCCGUCUUAGUUUCUGCCGCUCUCAGCUACAGCCAACACCUGAGCCGUUUCCUCUUAGUUCUGACGACUCUCAUUGGAUUAUGCGCUUUUUGCGCAGUGGCCGGACUUGAUUGUGCCUUCUGUCCUCACCUCUGACCCCUGGUGGACCCACCUGUGACCUGGGCCUCCGACAGGUGAAAGCUCACUGCUGCCGCGGUGACUAGUUAAUGUGGCGCUGUCGGUUCAUCAGCUGAGAGUGUUUCUUUUUUUUAUUGUUCAUCGAAGGCUUUGGCGAAGUGCUGACGGUGCACAAGGCUUUUAUUAUUUCUUAUCAGAUAAGAAAACCACGUUGAACUGAACCGUGGUUUUACGCACAAAGGUGACACCGGUGCGCGGCGAGCGCACGCACAGAAGAGCCUCUGUGAGGACGACGAGAGCAUUUUCGAAUUUUAAAUUAAAAAAAGACACUUAAAAAACACCAAUUUCAUCACCAACAUGACGGACGGUCCGAGGCAGCGCAGCAGCACUGGAUCCUCCAAGGAUGCUCAGGGAGAGAAGGAGUCCGGAGGAGGAGGAGUCGCCCUGAAGAAGGAGAUCGGACUGGUGAGCGCCUGUGGUAUUAUAGUCGGUAACAUCAUCGGCUCUGGUAUCUUCGUCAGUCCUAAGGGUGUGAUGGAGAACGCCAGCUCUGUGGGCGUGGCUCUUAUUGUCUGGAUCAUCACUGGCGUCAUCACUGCCAUCGGGGCAUUGUGCUACGCCGAGCUGGGAGUCACCAUUCCAAAGUCUGGAGGAGACUACUCCUACGUGAAGGACAUCUUUGGAGGCCUGGCAGGGUUCCUGCGUCUGUGGAUCGCCGUGCUGGUCAUCUAUCCCACCAACCAGGCAGUGAUUGCACUGACCUUCUCCAACUACGUCCUGCAGCCUCUGUUUCCCACCUGCUUCCCCCCCGAGAACGGCCUGCGUCUGCUGGCAGCCGUCUGUCUGCUGCUGUUAACUUGGGUCAACUGCUCCAGCGUCAGAUGGGCCACCAGGGUUCAGGACAUGUUCACCGCCGGCAAACUGCUGGCCCUCGGCCUCAUCAUCAUCAUGGGCAUCGUGCAGAUCUGCAAAGGAGAAUACUACUGGUUGGAGCCAGCCAAUGCCUUCGAGCCUUUCCAGGACUACGACGUGGGUUUGAUUGCUUUAGCUUUUCUACAAGGUUCCUUCGCCUAUGGAGGUUGGAACUUCCUCAACUACGUGACAGAGGAGUUGGUGGACCCUUAUGUGAAUCUGCCCCGUGCCAUUUUUAUCUCCAUCCCUCUUGUCACCUUCGUCUACGUCUUUGCCAACAUCGCCUACGUCACAGCCAUGAGUCCUCAGGAGCUGCUGGCUUCAAAUGCUGUAGCUGUGACAUUUGGUGAGAAGCUGCUGGGAGUCAUGGCGUGGAUCAUGCCCAUUUCUGUGGCCCUCUCCACCUUUGGAGGAGUCAACGGUUCCCUCUUUACCUCCUCAAGACUGUUCUUUGCUGGAGCCAGAGAAGGUCACCUGCCCAGCCUUCUGGCCAUGAUUCAUGUCAAACGUUGCACUCCCAUCCCAGCUCUGCUCUUCACUUGUCUCUCCACGCUGCUCAUGCUCUGCACCAGUGACAUGUACACUCUCAUCAACUACGUCGGGUUUAUCAACUACCUCUUCUAUGGCGUCACUGUCGCCGGGCAGAUCGUGUUGCGAUUCAAACAGCCCGACAUGCAUCGACCAAUCAAAAUCAGUCUCAUUUGGCCAAUUAUUUACCUCCUCUUCUGGGCCUUCCUCCUCAUCUUCUCUCUGUACUCUGAGCCCGUGGUGUGUGGUAUUGGCCUGGCCAUCAUGCUGACUGGGGUCCCUGUUUAUUUCCUGGGAGUUUACUGGGACAACAAACCCCAGUGCUUUAACGCCUUUGUUGACAAAAUGACAUAUUUGGGCCAGAAGUUCUGUGUGGUUGUUUAUCCGGCUGUAGGCGGCAGUAGUAGCGACAGCAGCAACGGAAAUGGAAGCAGGGAAGAAGGCGAGGAAAUGAAGGAGGUGAUGUCUCCUCUGUCUCAGACAGAAGAAGACACCCACAAGUCAGCAGAGUGUUAAAAGUUAAAGGUUUUCAACGUGCUAUCAUCCUAAGUGUUGGUGUUCACACAGGAGCAUGCUAACAGGCUACAUGCCAACGUGACAGAAGAAGACACAGUGUGCCUCUCAACAAUCACACCUCGCCAACAGAAUACUUCAUUUGACUUAGGUUUUGUAUUACCAAAUGUGUUUUUACCAAAUAUAGUCAGAAAUGGUGAAAACUCAAAAUGUGUGCACAAAAAGAAAAGGUUAGCAUCUGUAAUUAGCCUAGCUUGUACUUAAUGUAACCCACAUGCUAAUGACACACUCAGUUCUUGUCUUAUGUUCACCAUCGCUAACACGCUAAAGGCUCACUUCUACUGUAAAAGACACAUUUUAAUAGUUUCUUCUGUCUUUUAUUAUUAAAAAACGUAGCUUUCCAUCAUAAUUAUGGAUAUACUUUACAUUUCUCUAAAAGAUUAUUUUAUUUCUUUACCAAAGCUACAUUUACAUUUUCAAAACUCAGAUCAAAUCAUUUCAUUUUCUACAUUUGUAAUUUUAUUUUUUAAGAUGACUGUGAUUCCCGUAUGUUUUUUUUUCUUUUCUUUUUUUUUUUUUUUGGUAGUUGUGAUCAUUGUUUUAUGAUUUCUUUUGUCACGAUUUUAGUUUAAAUAUGCUAAUUGUAUUUUAUAUAUUUUUUGUUGAACAUUAUAUAGAUAUGGGCCUAUUCUAAGUCUUAAACCUGCAGCGGUAUCAACCAGAAGUUGAUGUGUGGUGUGUGUAUGAUGCUGUUCUGCCUUAAUUUAGGUAAAUUCUGAAUGUGGUGCCAUUACAAUUAUUGUACACUAACAUGUAGAAACAUAAUUAUUGUUAUUUUAUAAAAAAACAAAACAAAACAAAAAACAACAUAGAUUCUGAAGUUUUAUCUGAGGUAAAAUAAACCAAUAAUUAGGAUCCAAGGACCAAAACAUUUAGUGUCUGGUUUUGUUGGACAUGACAUUACAGAAUGAACAAAAUUUGGCUUUACGUGUAUGAGGUUAAAACAAGAAAAAC